Molecule: messenger RNA, 699 nt
Organism: Aspergillus oryzae RIB40
Lineage: Eukaryota; Fungi; Ascomycota; Eurotiomycetes; Eurotiales; Aspergillaceae
Product: GNAT family N-acetyltransferase
Exons: 2
Coding region: 1-699 (232 amino acids)
Molecular function (GO): acyltransferase activity, transferring groups other than amino-acyl groups
Source: RefSeq, a predicted model, not a curated record
AUGACACCCUGGAAAACCGAACGAUGCAGUAUCGCCGACGCCCCCGCCUUAGCCGACAAUAACAUGUCAGCCUUCUGGGAAGACCCAACAUGGAUCCUUCUAUGGCCCAAGGAAAUCACACUGGACUAUCUAAUCUCCCAAUGCGCAAAGCGGUACCCCAGGAGCCUGCUGAACUCCCGCAAAAACACCCGCCACCUGAAGGCCGUCGAUCCCCUCACCGGCGAGUUAGUCGGAUACGCGCGGUGGAUUUUACCGGACACGCACGUUGUUGCAGAAGAUGGGACUCCGCAGUGGGGGGAGGCGCAGAUUCCGGACGUGAGCGACGAGGAGAAAACACGAUUCCAGGCAUUGGCGGAGUCGGCGUGGUGGGGUGGGAGAAGUGAUAUGGAUUCGAUCGAUGAUUUGAAUGAUGAGGUUAUGCGUCGUAUACUGGUGCAGAGGCCGUAUAUGAAGCUUGACUAUUUGGCGGUUCAUCCUAAGAAUAAAGGGAAAGGAAUUGCGACGGUGCUUGUUGCUGCCGGUGUUAGGGCGGCGGAAUCAAUCGGCUUGCCGACUGUUACCAUGUCGUAUAAGGCUGGUCGUGGGGUGUAUGCGCGUUUAGGGUUUGAGGAGGUGGAUCGAGUCAUUCAGGAUGACUCGCAAUAUGGAGGUGCUGGUGAAUAUGGAGCGUACUUUAUGAUACGGGAGAUUGGGAAUUGA